Messenger RNA from Erigeron canadensis, 1242 nucleotides. Its product is annotated as NDR1/HIN1-like protein 10. Bases 152 to 898 code for a protein of 248 amino acids. Lineage: Eukaryota; Viridiplantae; Streptophyta; Magnoliopsida; Asterales; Asteraceae. Gene Ontology annotation, cellular component: plasma membrane. The transcript is spliced from 2 exons. The record is from RefSeq and is a predicted model, not a curated record.
CUUUCCACGUUCCAUCAUAACUUUCACUAAAAAUAACUCACUUUCCAUCCUCUUGCUCCUUCCCCCCUUUUCAAAGAAACUAGAAAACAUUCAUAUAUAAUAUAAUUCAGAGGGAGGAGAUAUAUUAAUUAUCCCAAAACCACCAUUAGUUAUGACCUCCGAUACUACUAUCAUCAAUGGCAACCAUCAUCAACAAAUCCGUCCACCACCGUCACAUUACAACAAUCGCAACCCACACACACGACACCACAACCAACAACAUUACUAUCCAAACUCAACAACCACGUCAUCUUCAGCCUCAAUCAAAGGUUGUUGUUGUUGUCUUUUUCUUCUCUUUUCCUUCCUCGCCUUACUCGUUAUAGUCGUUAUCCUCGUUAUCUUCCUAGCUGUCAAACCAAAAAAACCCGAAUUCAAUCUCCAACAAGUUGGCGUCCAAUACAUUAAUCUAGCUUCCAAUAAUGCUCCUCCUUAUUAUUCUUCACCAAGUUCAGCAUCAUUAUCACUCGCAAUUCGCAUGUUAUUUACCGCGAAAAACGAUAAUAAAGUUGGGAUUAAAUACCAGCAAUCGACGUUUAACAUAAUGUACCGUGGGAUUCCAUUGGGCCGUGGGACGGUAGCGGGUUUUUAUCAGCCUGCACAUAGUGUUAGACAAGUCCAAACCACGGUUUCUGUGGACCGGGUCAAUUUGUUGCAAGCUGAUGCUAGUGAUUUGGUUAAUGAUGCCGUGUUGAAUGACCGGGUCGAGUUACGGAUCAUGGGUGAUGUAAGGGCUAAGAUUCGAAUCAUUGGCUUAACCUCACCAGCUGUUCAGGUCUCGAUAGAUUGCACAAUAGCAAUUAGCCCCAAAAAGCAGUCUCUUAUUUACAAGCAAUGUGGAUUUGAUGGUUUGCAACUAUGACCAAGUCUCACCAAGUCUCACCAGGACCAAAUUAGAGUAAACUUAAUGAUGUUCAAACCAUUCCAAAUCGGUUCUCUUUUCUUUAGGUGCAAAUUAUAGUGGAGUCAUCAACACCCAGUUGGAAGCUAUUAAAGAAAAGAAAAGAUUCAAAUUAAUUUUUCUUUUCUUAAUUAUUAAGGAAUAUUUUCACUUUUCUUAUCACAAAAUUUUAGAAAUAUUAAAGCACUAAACUAAUUGGGAUCCCAUGCCGAAUUGGCUGAUUUUAGCCCACAAUUUUAUUCUAUGUAUAUUCAUACUUUUAUACUAUAUUAUUUUUUUAUCUAACUAAGAGAGAAUAAUUUUUU